This is a messenger RNA of Postia placenta MAD-698-R-SB12, 1437 nucleotides long. RefSeq lists its product as hypothetical. Gene Ontology annotation, molecular function: magnesium ion binding; phosphopyruvate hydratase activity. The coding region runs from base 1 to 1329 and encodes 442 amino acids. Lineage: Eukaryota; Fungi; Basidiomycota; Agaricomycetes; Polyporales; Adustoporiaceae. The transcript is spliced from 7 exons. Gene Ontology annotation, biological process: glycolytic process. The record is from RefSeq and is a predicted model, not a curated record. Gene Ontology annotation, cellular component: phosphopyruvate hydratase complex.
AUGUCUGUCACAAAAGUACACGCCCGCCAGAUCUUCGACUCCCGUGGAAACCCCACCGUCGAGGUCGACCUUUACACGGCGAAGGGCCGCUUCCGUGCCGCCGUGCCGUCCGGUGCUUCUACUGGUAUCCACGAAGCUGUCGAGCUCCGAGAUGGGGACAAGGCCAACUAUGUGGGCAAGGGUGUCCUCAAGGCUGUCGCGAACGUGAACGACACCAUCGCGGCUGAGCUGAUCAAGUCUGGCCUCAAGGUUACCCAGCAGAAGGAAAUUGAUGACUUCCUCAUCAAGCUCGACGGCACGCCCAACAAGGGAAAGCUCGGCGCCAACGCGAUCCUUGGUGUCUCCAUCGCCGUCGCUGAGGCUGGUGCCGCGGAGAAGGGCGUUCCCCUCUACCAGCACCUCGCGGACCUCGCUGGUGUUAAGCCGCCAUUCGUCCUCCCUACCCCUGCGUUCAACGUCAUCAAUGGUGGCUCGCAUGCCGGCAACAAGCUCGCGUUCCAGGAGUUUAUGCUCCUGCCCACGGGCGCAUCAAGCUUCACGGAGGCCAUGAAAAUCGGGACGGAAACAUACCACACCCUCAAGAAGGUCAUCAGCGCGAAGUACGGUAUUGACGCCGUCAACGUCGGUGACGAGGGUGGUUUCGCCCCCAACGUGUCCGGCGCAGAGGAGUCGCUCGAGCUGCUUUCCGAGGCCAUCAAGAAGGCGGGCUAUGAGGGCAAGAUCAAGAUCGGUCUCGACGUCGCGUCGUCCGAGUUCUACAAGGACGGCAAGUACGACCUUGACUUCAAGAACCCGAACUCGGACCCCACAAAGUGGAUCUCAGGUGUUGAGCUCGCGGACCUGUACCUCAGCUACGUGAAGAAGUACCCGAUCGUGUCGAUCGAAGACCCCUUCGACCAGGAUGACUGGGAGGCGUGGACGCACUUCACGAGCCAGAGCGGCAUCCAGAUUGUCGGUGAUGACCUGACGGUGACAAACCCCCUGCGCAUCAAGACCGCGAUCGAGAAGAAGGCGUGCAACGGUCUCCUGCUCAAGGUAAACCAGAUCGGUACCAUCUCGGAGUCGAUCCAGGCUGCGCAGCUCGCACAGUCCGACGGCUGGGGUGUCAUGGUCUCCCACCGUAGCGGUGAGACGGAGAACACAGUCAUCGCGGACCUCGUCGUCGCCCUCGGUGUCGGUCAGAUCAAGACCGGUGCGCCCGCGCGCAGCGAGCGUGUCGCGAAGUACAACGCGCUUCUCCGCAUCGAGGAGGAGCUCGGCAAUGGUGUGUACGCAGGAGAGAAGGGCCUGUCUGCGGGCCUCACGGCGCCGGCGCUGCUCAAGAAGUAAAAAGGAUCGAAUCGCGAAGUGUAUGCUGAGAAGUCCACUGCUGAUAUAAUAGACUGUAAUGUGAUGUUGUAUUUUGGCGCGGAACCAAUGAAGUGGUGUUUUGUCAAA